ACCUCGGGACGGGCGAUGGACUCCACCGCCUCCACCGCCUCCACCGCCUCCACCGCCUCCACCGCCUCCACCGCCUCCACCGCCUCCACCGAUGUGGCGGCGACCGCCGCGGUGACCCGGCGCCGCCGUCCCCCGCGGUCGCGGCCGGGCACCGGCGUCACCGCCGCCGCCGGCGUGCUUGCCGACGCCACCGCCGCCUUGGCCAACCGCUCACCGCCGGCGCCCGCUCCCGGCGGCCUGGCCUCGCCCGUGUCCACGCUGGCGUACCACCUGGGCAGCUGGCCGGGCAUCGGGACUCCUCGCAAGAGGCUGGAGCUGCUGGCGGUGACUCCCCCCACGCCUCCUCCGCUAGGCCUCACCCAGCGCUCCACCUCAACCCUCUCGGAGGGGUCCGAUGCUGGUCUCUGUCUCGACUCCCCAGACUCUCAGAACGAUGAAGACUCAUUCAGGUUGUUCAAGGCCCUGGCUAACUUUGGAGGUGGAGAAAGGAGGUCUGCGAUGAGGAGAGUUCACUCCCUCCCUAUUCAUCUGCUGGGGAACAGCCCGGCCUUGGCGGGCCCCCCAAACCGGCCACAGCCGCUUCUGUCAACGCCACCGUCGGCAACAGACGACGACUCGCCUCCCCCCUCCUCCUCCUCGCUGUCGUCCUCCGCCUACUGCUCCUGCUGCCCCCCGGCCUCGGGGGACACGGCCGACGACAAAGAAAACUUCUACUUCAAGAAGCCUCUACCGCCCCUGCGGCUGAACCACCUGGGCCACGGUCAGCGGGACGCACGGAGACACACGUCAGCCCCAGCGCUGAUGGUCCAGCCGGUGCCGGAGGACAACCACGCUGAGGAGGAGGAGGAGGGUGAUGAUGAGGAGCAGGUUGCCCGCUCGGCACCAGCCCGGGGCCAGUGCCGGAGGAGUUCCGCGGCCGCGGCGGCGGCGUCACCGGCGGAGGGGGCGGCCGCCGCCGGUGACGCCGGUGAAGCCCCCAGCGCCGUGGACGUGGGGGACGACGGCUUCCUGGAGUUCCCCUGUAGCCCCGGCAAGGACACGGAGGCGAUGGUGGUUGACAGCCCCCGAGGGAUCUGCACUCUGAUCAACGCCCCCCUCGUUUCACACACCCUGAGCCACACCCCCACCGGGAGCCGCCAUCGCCGCCAGCGCUGCCUCUUCCGCUCGCCCUCCACGCCCUCCAUGGGCAGCUCCCGGGCGGCUUGGGCGGCGGGGGUGGCCCCGGACGUCCGGGCGGUGCCCUUCGCCGAGAAGCAGCAGCAGCAGCAGGAGGCGGUGCAGGCGGUGCAGGCGGUGCAGGCGGUGCGGUGCAAGCGGGCCGAGCGAACGCCGGGCGGAACGCCGGGGAGGAGCAAGCGUCACCGCGGAGACGGCGGUGGUGGUGGUGGUGGUGGUGGUGGGGACGGAGAGGAGCCGGAGCGAGGGGGCGGCGCCAGCAGUGUACGCAGGAAGUCCAUGUCAGCCUGCGAUGACAUCACUCUGCUUCUGGAGGUCUCCCCGGACCGCUCUCUGAUUGGGGACUUCACCAGGCCACACGUGUUACCCCUGGUGUCUGGAAAGGAUGAGAGCCUCAAGUACGUCUCGGCUGACACGCUGAGCCUGUUGCUGACGGGGGAGUUCAGCGACGCCGUUGAACGCUUCCUCGUCAUCGACUGUCGCUACCCCUACGAGUUCCAUGGGGGCCACAUCAAGGGAGCGGUGAACGUGGUGACGGAGGGCGAUGCUCUGAGCCAGCUGCUCGUGAGCCCACUGCACCCCUCGGAGCCCCGCAAGCGAGUCGUCCUCGUCUUCCACUGCGAGUUCUCCUCCGAGAGGGGGCCCCGCAUGUGCCGCUUUGUGAGGUCGUCUGACCGGAACGGGAACCCCUACCCACGCCUGCACUACCCUGAGCUGUACGUGCUGCACGGGGGCUACCGCGCCUUCUACCCCACGCACACGGUGAGCGGCGGGGUGAGCGGCGGGGCGAGUGGCGGGGUGAGCGGCGGG
Molecule: messenger RNA, 1986 nt
Organism: Petromyzon marinus (sea lamprey)
Lineage: Eukaryota; Metazoa; Chordata; Hyperoartia; Petromyzontiformes; Petromyzontidae
Source: RefSeq, a predicted model, not a curated record